GUUUGGUCCCAGAGAUCGUUGUGCCGGUACGUACUUUCAGAAGCCGAAGCCAUUUUCAGAUUUUGUGGCGUUGUCAGGCUUCACUGAGAGAUGCAUCAGCCAUCCCAGAAUUGUCCAUAUAUCAGACCCCACUCUCCUUCAAUCCUUUCAAUUCCUAUCUUUUCUUCUCUUUACAUUCAUCUUUCUCUUUGCCUAACAUGAACAACACCUCCACCCACGACUUCAUGAACGUCGACUCUUUCUCUCAGCUCCCCUUCCUCCGUCCCUCUCCUUCCAAAGAUAAAGACAAAUCCAUUCGUCUCUUUGGUCAGGAUUUCUCUCACGCCUCCAAAACCACCCAUUCACCCUCCGACAACCACCACCACCACACCAUCAAUACACAAAACUCCGAGCCCACCCGCAGAUUCGAGUGCCAUUACUGUUGCAGAAACUUUCCUACUUCUCAAGCCUUAGGCGGUCACCAAAACGCCCACAAACGAGAACGCCAACACGCCAAACGACACCUCCACUCAGCCAUGCUCGACACCACCCUCUCCGAUCCUACCACCUACUCUUUCACCAACCCCACCUUCACUUCCUCCACAAUCUCUUAUCCAUCUUACACAGAUUGGGAUUCUAACUGUGCUCGUGGAAGGUUCUACGGAAGCUCCUAUUCUCAUCAGCUUCAACCCAUCAACGGAAGCCCCUUGGGCAUGUGGCGAAUCCCCAACACCACUGCAGCCACUCACACCCACCAGAGUAACCCUAUUUUACACCAUCAAUGCGCUUUGCCUUUGCUUUCUGACCAGGAAAUGAUGAGGGCGAAGAUGGGUCCCUCCCCCUCUGGCUCGCAGCACCGGUUUGGUUAUGACCUCAAACCCAGCGUAAACGACCAUGUGAGUUUGGAUCUUCAUCUGUAAAAUCAAGUUUACACACUUACACUGGUUUCUAUACAUGCCAAUAACAUCUCCAGCUCUCACAGGCAUGGAUGGUAUAUAUGAAAUUUGAGAAUUUUCAUCUGUUAUUGUUGGAUCUUUAUUCUAAUGAUGAUUCUCA
Messenger RNA from Vigna radiata var. radiata (mung bean), 1035 nucleotides. Its product is annotated as zinc finger protein GIS-like. The transcript has a single exon. The record is from RefSeq and is a predicted model, not a curated record. Gene Ontology annotation, biological process: response to gibberellin; trichome morphogenesis; trichome differentiation. Gene Ontology annotation, molecular function: DNA-binding transcription factor activity. Lineage: Eukaryota; Viridiplantae; Streptophyta; Magnoliopsida; Fabales; Fabaceae. Bases 198 to 899 code for a protein of 233 amino acids.